AUGGCUAGCCUGCAACAGGAAUACCCGGGAGUCCUCCUGGGCAUCCUGGAAGAACUGGCAAAUAUGCGUCAGUGGUUGACAUUCCAGGACCUUUGCCGUAUGGUGAGCACCCGGUUUGACCUGGAACACCUCGUCGAGCUCCGGAGCUUGUUGUUUGCGGCGGCUAGCCAGGAUCCUUGUUUUCCGGCGACUCUUUUUCGGGACCGGGUUUCCACCAGGGGACAUGGGCUGUCACCAAUAGGUGUCGCUGCUGACAUCGUGACAAUCUUUAAUCUUAUUCAGAUGACGGGUGGGGCCACUGAUGACAGCCAACCAACGAGAGCUCAGGCGGUCCUGCCUGUGGACCAGUCCUUAACACCCAGUCUGCCCGGGAUCCACCAUCUGAACAUUCCUGUCAGGGAGAGAGCACGUGCUCAUUCUGACUCCAGUGCAAGCCAUAUUGACAAGCACUUGCUUUUUCCACAUUCCAAUUACUCUGUGCGCAAGCGAGGCAGUCUUCCUCCCGAUCCUACUUCAUUUGUGUCGCCCCCUCCCGUCAGGACGCGAGCUGUGUCUUUCGACCUGCCUCACACCACUCUUUUGUACUCCAGUGGGCAGAACCCUAGCAAGACUAUGAAGGAUAUAUACCUGCCUUUGGAAACAGACAGUGAGUCGAGUGGCGAUUCAAAUGCAGCUGAGGUGUUUGAGACGGAGCAAGAAUCAACAGUUGACCAGAAGAGAAACAUCUUUAAGAAGGACUUCCACAACCAGCCGCCUCUUAUACCGCAGGUGACCAUCAAUACUGAGUCUCCUAGUCCUAAAGGGGAGAAAGGCUGUGACAAUCACAGCUUUGAAAUGAUUCCUAACCCUUACCCUUCGCCAACUGCAGUCCAACAGUCUACAGAGCAACGGACGAAACAUGAAAAUCUUGAUGACCUGCAGGACUCCACAUACUUUGGACCUGGAUCAAUCCCGGACCGGUCCCCGAAACACUUAGAGCCUCCCAGAAGUCAAAGGCCAAUCUGGAGUAACAAGAGUCACAGUCUAGAGGACCGCGUCAUCCCUUCUCUUACUGGUAUGGGACUUGAAUCUUUUGGCGUAAAACUACCAAGGCGAUCGAGGCCUGCUAUCAGCAAACUAGGUGGUUCCUUGGGGGGCGAGAUUGGAGACAUUGUAUUUGAUGGAAUGAAGGCUCAAGGAACCCAGACUGAUCCUCCAGACACUCGGCGCCUCCGUAGCCUUGUCCAUGCAGACCGUCUAUCCUUUAUGACUUCUUUAGAUGAUCCAGACUUUGCUGAUGAUGACAUUAGUGCAAUCUUCCGGUUUUUAGAUGACAUAAGCAUGUGCGGUUCCACAGGAGUCCUGCACCCUAAUGAUGGAUCUGGGGGCCUCAACCAGGAUACACAUGAAGCAAGACGGGGUCGCCUAGGUCAACUCCAGAGGCUUUUCCAUUCUCUGGAAAGCAGUGAUGACGGACUAAAGGCCAGUGUGUGCAAGCUGUUGCUUCGUAUGAGCCAGAUAGAGCGACAGUUGGAAUCACUAAAUGAUGUAAAAGCAGAGAUUUCCCAAGUAUUGUCUGCUUUGCAACGACUGGAUGAAAAGAUCCCGCAACCUGCUGUUGAUAGUGGACAAAGUAGCGGUGGCCGAUGGCUGGAGCCCCUAAGCGGCGUCUCAUCCUUCAUGAGCCACCCUAUCACGCCCUCUGAGUCUUCUGAGCCUCAGCCUCUGUCUGUGUCAGAGCAUCUUUUUCCAGCAACGAGCACUAAUAGUCUGGAUUGGAGCAGGUGGAACACUCCCGGGGAGCAAACUGAGAGUGGCAACUGUCCGGGCGAUCUAAAACUGGGGAAAGAUGGGAAGAAAGAUGUCCCGUCACUUCGUGCCUCAAAAAUCGAGACUGGGGCGAAAGGGGGGGCUGAUUCCAAGCAAGCAAAUGUGUCAAGCAUGGCAAAAGAUUGGAUGGUGUCUUUCUCAAAAAUUAAAGGGGGCAAAUCUUCACAUGGAAAAUCUGGGCAGGAGCACCAAUCAAGCAGAACUGCAAAACUCAUCUCCCAGAAGUCAUCCAGUUUGGUGGAACAAGUGUUUAGCUCUUCCUUAUUUGGCAACAAAGAAAGCAGCCUUACUGGUGGCCUCACCGCAGGAAAGAUUAUAGAACCUAGACAGGCUGAAGCAAGAGGAAGAUCAGUCUGGACUGUGGACGACCGAGAAGCACGUGUCUCCCCUUUUGAUUUACAGGCCCGUGAUUCUCUGAACCCUAACAACAUGGAAUUCUGGAUGGACGACAUCUACACACCGGGCUACGAUGCAUUACUCAGGCGUAAAGAGGCUGGCCUCCGCCGGGCCAAAGUUUGCAAGUUGUUGGCACUCAUUGCUGCUGCAAUAGGAAUCAUUCUCAUCAUUGUCAUUCCAAUUUGCACUAUAAGAUCAUGA
This is a messenger RNA of Nerophis lumbriciformis (worm pipefish), 2406 nucleotides long. The record is from RefSeq and is a predicted model, not a curated record. NCBI's taxonomy places the organism in Eukaryota, Metazoa, Chordata, Actinopteri, Syngnathiformes, Syngnathidae.